This is a messenger RNA of Pogona vitticeps (central bearded dragon), 3314 nucleotides long. NCBI's taxonomy places the organism in Eukaryota, Metazoa, Chordata, Lepidosauria, Squamata, Agamidae. The record is from RefSeq and is a predicted model, not a curated record.
GAUAAACAGGAGAAGAAUCGCCUGGCAACACCUGCGGCAUCCUCAGCAGAAACAUAUCAACAAAGAAAAAACAGAAUUGAAAAUCCAACUGGGCAGGAAUGAAUGUCACAUAAAAGAACUCACGUAGGGGAGAAACCAAAAAAAUGCAUGUCACCUGAGUACAUGUCAAAUAACUCAUACAGAGGAGAAACUCUAUCUAAGUAUGGAAUAUGAAAAGACCUUCAGCCACAGCAGUAAUCUGAGUUCACAUCAAAGAACUCACACUGGGGAGAAACCAUAUACAUGCAUGGAAUGUGGAAAGAGUUUCAAUAAUAAGAGUAACCUGAGUUCACAUCAAAGAACUCACACAGGAGAGAAACCAUAUAAAUGCAUGGAAUGUGGAAAGAGCUUCAGUUACAGCAGUGGCUUGAGUAUACAUAAAAGAAUUCACAUCGGGGAGAAACCAUAUAAAUGCAUGGAAUGUGGGAAGACCUUCAGUCAACACAGUGAACUGAGUUCACAUCAAAGACGUCACACUGGGGAUAAACCAUAUAAAUGCAUGGAAUGUGGGAAGAGCUUCAGUCAUAGCUCUAACCUGAGUUCACAUCAAAGAACUCACACUGGGGAGAAACCAUAUAAAUGCAUGGAAUGUGGGAAGACCUUCAGUCACAGCAGUCACAUGAAUAGACAUCAAAGAACUCACACUGGGGAGCGACCAUAUAAAUGCAUGGAAUGUGGGAAGAACUUCAGUCAACGCAGUAACCUGAGGUCACAUCAAAGCACUCACACCGGGGAGAAACCAUUUAAAUGCAUCGAAUGUGGAAACAGCUUCAGUUACAACAGUCACCUGAGUAGACAUCAAAGAGCUCAUACUGGUGAGAACCCAUAUAAAUGCAUGGAAUGUGGAAAGAGCUUCAGUAAACGCAGUCAUCUUAUUUCACAUCAAAGAACUCACACCGGGGAAAAACCUUAUAAAUGCAUGGGAUGUGGAAAGAGUUUCACUGACAGCAGUCACCUGAGUAGACAUCAAACAACUCACACUGGGGAGAAACCAUAUAAGUGCAUUGAAUGCGGGAAGAGCUUCAGUCACAGCAGUUCCCUGAGUAUACAUAAAAGAAUUCACAUCGGGGAGAAACCAUAUAAAUGCAUGGAAUGUGGGAAGACCUUCAGUCAACACAGUGAACUGAGUUCACAUCAAAGACGUCACACUGGGGAUAAACCAUAUAAAUGCAUGGAAUGUGGGAAGACCUUCAGUCAACACAGUGAACUGAGUUCACAUCAAAGACGUCACACUGGGGAUAAACCAUAUAAAUGCAUGGAAUGUGGGAAGACCUUCAGUCAACACAGUGAACUGAGUUCACAUCAAAGACGUCACACUGGGGAUAAACCAUAUAAAUGCAUGGAAUGUGGGAAGACCUUCAGUCAACACAGUGAACUGAGUUCACAUCAAAGACGUCACACUGGGGAUAAACCAUAUAAAUGCAUGGAAUGUGGGAAGACCUUCAGUCAACACAGUGAACUGAGUUCACAUCAAAGACGUCACACUGGGGAUAAACCAUAUAAAUGCAUGGAAUGUGGGAAGACCUUCAGUCAACACAGUGAACUGAGUUCACAUCAAAGACGUCACACUGGGGAUAAACCAUAUAAAUGCAUGGAAUGUGGGAAGACCUUCAGUCAACACAGUGAACUGAGUUCACAUCAAAGACGUCACACUGGGGAUAAACCAUAUAAAUGCAUGGAAUGUGGGAAGACCUUCAGUCAACACAGUGAACUGAGUUCACAUCAAAGACGUCACACUGGGGAUAAACCAUAUAAAUGCAUGGAAUGUGGUAAGAGCUUCAGUCAAAGCAGUGGUCUCAGUUACCAUCAAAGAACUCACAGUGGGGAGAAACCAUAUAAAUGCAUGGAAUGUGGAACGAGCUUCAGUCAGAGCACUGCCCUGAAUAGACAUCUAAGAACUCACACUGGGGAGAAACCAUAUGACUGCAUGGAAUGUGGGAAGAGCUUCAAUCACAGCAGUGCCCUGAGUUCCCAUCAAAGAGCUCACACUGGGGAGAAACCAUAUAAAUGUGUGGAAUGCGGAAAGAACUUCAAUCAGAAGGAUAGCCUUUGGUCACAUCAAAAAACUCACACCAGUGAGAUAUCAUAUAAAUACAUGGAUUGUGGAAAUGGCUUCACUCAGUACAGUGACCUGAGUUCACAUCAAAGAACUUAUACUGGGGAGAAACCACAUAAAUGUGUGGAAUGUGGAAAGAGCUUCAGUUACAGCACUGCCCUGAGUAGACAUCAAAGAACUCACACUGGGGAGAAACCGUAUAAAUGCAUGGAAUGUGGAAAGAGCUUCAGUCAGACCGGUCACUUAAGUUCACAUCAAAGAACUCACACUGGGGAGAAACCAUAUAAAUGCAUGGAAUGUGGUAAGAGCUUCAGUCAAAGCAGUAACCUUCAUUCACAUCAAAUAAUUCACACCGGGAGGAAACCAUAUAAAUGCAUGGAAUGUGGGAAGAGCUUCAGUCAAAACAGUGGUCUCAGUUACCAUCAAAGAACUCACAGUGGGGAGAAACCAUAUAAAUGCAUGGAAUGUGGAAAGAGCUUUAGUCACAGUAAUGCCCUGAGUUCACAUCAAAGAACUCACACUGGGGAGAUACCAUAUAAAAGUGUGGAGUACGGAAAGAAUUUCAAUCAGAAGGGUAGUCUUCGGUCACAUCAAAGAACUCACACCAGUGAGAUAUCAUAUGAAUACAUGGAAUGUGGAAAUAGCUUCACUCAGAGCAGUGACCUGAGUUCACAUCAAAGAACUUACACUGGGAAGAAACCACAUAAAUGUGUCGAAUGUGGAAAGAGCUUCAGUUACAACACUGCCCUGAGUAGACAUCAAAGAACUCACACUGGGGAGAAACCGUAUAAAUGCAUAGAAUGUGGUAAGAGCUUCAGUCAGACCGGUCACCUGAGUUCACAUCAAAGAACUCACACUGGGGAGAAACCAUAUAAAUGCUUGGAAUGUGGAAAAAGCUUCAUUCGGGGCAGUGCUCUAAAUUCACAUCAUAGAACUCACACUGGUGAGAAACUGUAUAAAUGCAUGCAAUGUGGAAAGAACUUUAGUCAUACCAGUAAUCUUAGGUCCAUCUAAAAAUUCACACUGGGGAGAAAGCACAGAAAUACACAGAAUGUAAACAGAGCCUCAUUAAGACCAGUUAUCUUUUUUCAAAUGCAAUCAUAUCAAUGCAUUGAAUGUGGACAGCCAAUAGACCAAUAGCCUUACUUGUGGUUGUUGUGGGUUUUUCGGGCUUCUUGGCUGUGUUCUGAAUGUGGUUCCUCCUAACAUUUCGCCAGUA